UGCUCUAUAAAGCUUCAUUCACAGAUGCUUCCUUCUUGGCAAUGCAUAUCUGCAAGCCCCCCCUCUCAUCUUCGUCCUCUUCAUCUUUUCCCACAGUUAAUUAAUUUGUUUACUUUUAGAUCGAAACUCAUUAAUUAAGCAUCAGAUACAUAUAUUCUUGAUCAUAUAUUAUAUCGAGAUGAGGCAGAAGGGUUUUCUUCUUCUUCUACUGGUUUUGGCUGCCUCUUGUCUUCUUCUCUCCUCUGCUGUGGCUGCUGCUCGUUCCUCCGCAGAAAUCCUGAAGCCAUUUAAGGAUGAUCCGUCUGUAGAUUCAGUCCAUCGCUUGCUUCCUCCUCAGGGUAAAAUGGAGACGGGCACUGGAGAAAAGCUAACAGAUGAGGAAGAAGUGAUGAUGAUAGAGCGAAGAAUGGAUUUGGAAACCUCCGACUAUAAAGGAACUGGAGCCAACGACGACCAUGAUCCAAAACCUCCUGGACAAGUUUGAUUUCUAAGAUAAUUUGAAGGGUCCUUGGGAGUCUGUGAAGGCAAGCCAGGAGCUCCUGAGCAGAUUGAUGCCCUUUCGAGUUUAAAUAUUGAUGUAAGUGGUGCCCUAGCUUCUUCUUCCGCAUCUUUGGCACUUUCUCCACUUCCUGUUGCAGAUCUUUUCAAUAAUAUAAUUUUCUCUUAAGCUGUCCUUAUUCCCUUUCGAUUUCAUUUCAUGUUGUACAAACACUUUUAUCUUCCGGUGUAAUGAUUUCUUAUUUGUAAGAUUUCCUUUUGUACUGACUUUGUUGUUUGGUGACAUUGUUAUCUCUUUGUUUUGCUUACUUCGCUUUCUUACACAUUUAUAUAACCUACCCCCCAAUUCUUUAGGGGAAA
This is a messenger RNA of Diospyros lotus (date-plum), 858 nucleotides long. RefSeq lists its product as uncharacterized. The transcript has 4 exons. Bases 179 to 484 code for a protein of 101 amino acids. The record is from RefSeq and is a predicted model, not a curated record. NCBI's taxonomy places the organism in Eukaryota, Viridiplantae, Streptophyta, Magnoliopsida, Ericales, Ebenaceae.